Messenger RNA from Drosophila kikkawai, 923 nucleotides. RefSeq names its product proteasome subunit alpha type-7-like. Gene Ontology annotation, biological process: proteasomal protein catabolic process; ubiquitin-dependent protein catabolic process. Gene Ontology annotation, cellular component: nucleus; proteasome core complex; proteasome core complex, alpha-subunit complex. The record is from RefSeq and is a predicted model, not a curated record. NCBI's taxonomy places the organism in Eukaryota, Metazoa, Arthropoda, Insecta, Diptera, Drosophilidae.
CCACACUGAAACAAAUCGUAUAUGAAAUAUUCAAUUUGAGUUUUCAUUUCAUCUCUGCUAUUAAAAAUGCGUCCAAAAUGCAACCAGGCAGUUACCUUGUUCUCCCCGGAAGGCCGUCUUCCCCAAGUGGAAUACGCCGUAAAUAGCGUCAAAAAAGGAUCGACGGUAGUGGGAAUCCGCUGUUUCAACUGUGUGGUAAUGGCCCUGGAGCAAAAGGUUCCUCUUCCGAUGCAGAUGGAGCGUUCCCUACCGCGGAUCUUUCCAGUGGACGAAAAUGUGAUGAUGACCUAUGCUGGAAUGGCGCCCGAUGGCCGUGUCCUGCUCGCCCGAGCCCGUUCCGAGUGCAAGAAGCUAAGGACUCUUCAUGGAGGUUCCCUGAGCGUAAAGCAAGUCACUGAAUACAUUGCCGACUUGCAGUUGAAGCAUACCCAGGCUCCCGAUUGCCGUCCCUUUGGCGUGUCCUGCCUGGUGGGCGGCUUUGAUCCGAAUCUUAAGCCUCGAUUGUAUCAAACCGAUCCUUAUGGUAAUUAUUAUGAAUAUAAGGCUUGGGCUAUUGGUCGAUCCGAGGAAACGGUCCAGGCAUAUCUGGAGACAGUAUUUACCACCGAUUUUGUGCCUAACCGCCACAGGGCUAUUAAGUUGGCCAUUGAUGCUUUGCUCCUGGUGUGCCAGCCGGAAAACAAGAACUUUGAGGUGGUGCUGCUGAAGCGCAACAAUCAUUUUGUGAGGCUGGACGCGGAGAUUGUGGCCGAAUAUGUGAAUAGCAUGGAUGAGAGCGCUGAGGGAUAGAAGGUCAAUGGAAAGGAAGCAUUUUAUACAUAUUCUAGAGUGCUCUGCUGUGUUAAACAUUUUUGUAAAGCUCUCUUCAUCUCUACUUAUAUUAAGUAUAUUAAUAAAUAAUAUAAAUAUUUAACUACACCAAA